AUGGCCCACAAGCCUCGAACAGUACACAACGAACUGCGGAUCCCCACCGUCCCCAACUUCCCUUUGUCCUCCCCUAUCACAGAAGAAGUCGCCAGCCCGACGGGCUCCUCCGAAGACGACCGCGACUUGGAGCGCAAUCGUCCGUAUGCCUUUCUAGCGAAGGUAUCUGACCGGAAUCCCUUUGCGCGCCAGGCGGAGAUUGAUGCGGGAGACGGGAGACGGAGCACGGUUGGCCUCGCGCAGGAGAGUCCGCGGGAGAACUCCCUAACGUCUGGUGGGAGGAAGAAAGGCGCGGAGAAACCUGUGGGGUUGAAUCUGGUUACGGAUUUCUCGAGCGCGGGGUCAACGAAGCGCGGUGGUGGGAAGGCGCCGGCGUUUUUGGAUCUUAAUGAUUUGAAGGUGCUUUCUGAGAGGAGGGAGAAUGAACGGAAGGUUAAGGGGAUUUUGAAGAAUGGGGCUAAUCAGGAGUCUGCGCUAUUGACGGGACAGUCCAGAGAUGGGUCAGCCUGGCGGGGUAUCAAGUCCAAAAUGUCGCCGCGGAAGAACAAGAAAGAUGAGCUGUCCCCCUCGGAUCGACCCAUCAUGAUCGGAUUUACCCUGCCGGCCGACGAGUCUGGCGAACAACGUGAGCGGACGAAGGAGUUGGACAGCGCGGAUGGUCUACGCACACCACUGACUCCCUCGAUCGUCGUAACGCCAGCCAAAGAAGAAGGAUUCUGGAGGAGCCUCCGACCCCAGGACCAGCGUCCCAGAGCAACAUCUAGCGUCUAUUCCCAGCCUACGCCACUCCUCGAAACCAGCGGUCUCGGCAUCCCUCCUGUCCCUGCGAUCCCCGCACACCACACAGCCUCUGGCCUCGAGGCCACGAGUCCCGAGUUGAGCCAGAGACGCUCCAUUGCGUCUGUGAGGAGACAGCGCGCGUACUCCACAGGAACAGUCUUCGAAGAUGACGACAGCCCGCGUACAGGACGACGCUCCCGGUCGUACUCAAACGAAAGUGCAAAGAAGGCCUUCCAUCGUCUAACUGCCACCCGCCACAGCGCCACGUCGGAGGUCAACAAACAUUACUCCCAAGGGUGGUGGACAUACCUUCUCUCCCCAAUACUCGGACGUUCAAACACAAUGACCAGCCGGAGAACACCCACGACAACCGAGCGACCCCCCAUACCAACCAUCGCUACAGACGUGACCGGCUCAAGCGACGACGAAUGGUGGGAGAAGGAGAAAGAAAUCUCCUGCUUUUCGCCAGAAACCCCCGAAACAGCCGUCGCCAAUAGAGGCGAGGUAAUGAGCUGGGAAAAGAACGACUGGAACCCAUUCUCCGAUUUCGAUUCCAGCAAUGUCAGCAAAGCUGAGACUCCUGCUGCGAAUACCCCGGGUGCUGGGGGCUUCAUGGGCCUUGGGGAAACGGUGCAGGGUGAGGCUGCGGAGUACUACCAGGCUAGUGCGCAUGAGCUGUUCAGCAGGAGGCCUUACUUUGAGUGUAUAAAUCAUGUCUGCUCGAUUACGCCCAAGGAUGCUAUUCCUGGCUUUGCGGCGGGCUCCCUAGAUUCUCCUGGCAGCAAUGAGAGGAACUUACUCGUUGAUGUGGAUGAUAGCAUAUCACAGGCUGGCCACAAGGACAGGGGGUUGGUGAUUCCUCCUGCUGCUGCUGUGGUUGCGCAACCCGAACCGACUGUUGUCGAUGGCAAGUCAUCUGCUGGCUCGGAAACUGCAAAGUCCCCAGAACAGCCGAAGGAUGGCGAUAGUCCGAGAGAGACCUCCCGAGAAGUCCCCGGGGCUGCGAGUCCUGUACCAGAAGUCAGCAGGGCUGGACAUUCACCCCCACUAGCUGAACACAUGUCCGAGAAGCAGGGACAUCCUGUUCCUCUAGCCCUAACUACAGAUACUGCCCAGCUUGUCCAGCCUUUUCCAUCUGCCCAACCCGUCCAGCCGUUUCCAUUAACACAACCUGUCCAAGCUCCUGUCGACCAUAUAUACCCCCAGAUGCAACCCACCCAACCGGCCCAACCCGUCUACAUCCAACCUGCACCAGGCUUUUAUCAAGCCCCUGGCCAGCAUCCCGGCCCCCAAUACAUAGUGGUUGCACCCCCCUAUCACCAAGCGCAACCACAGGCUCCCGAUCCCAUCUCGCCCGGAUUUCAGCGCCAAACAGAGGGCGAUCGAUCCAUUCCCCUCGGCGAGAUGCCAACCGGGCCAGCACCUGCAUACAUCUCUCGCCACGGCACCCCUGUCUCGCUGCCCCCUCGUCCAGGGCCCCAUUCAAUCACACGAGAAACAACCACCACACACUCAACCACAGAGCAAGACAGAAUCGAGUCUCGUCGGCAACGCCACGAAAAGGAAGAUGCCGCAGGCAAAAAAGCCGGAGGCCUAUGGCGUGGACGAGGCCCCGUCAGCAAAAAAGGCUGCUUCGGACGUUCCGGCCGCGAAGGCCGCCUAAAACGACGCUGGUACAUGGUCAUCGCGUUCCUCUUCGUCCUCAUCGUCUUGGCCUCCCUACUACUUGCAAUUCUCCUAACUCGAAAAGGGGACGCAACGCCCAUCCAGUCCCAGUGGCUCAACCUCACAGGCUACCCGCCCAUGCCCACGGGGAUCGCGACGAUCGCCGGCCCGGAAGCCCACAAGCAGGACUCGGGGUGCAUCACCCCCAGCGCGCUCUGGAGCUGCGCUCUACCAAACGAGCAGCAUGAGACUAACAAGCCUUACGCGGCGGACGAGCCUAACUUCCGCGUCGAGAUCCGCUUCCGCAAUGGGACAUACCCCAAUAGCACGACUGUUGCGUCAUCACCGUCGGACAGGCUCCGCUCGCGCGGCACAGCCGAGCUUUUCAAUCCGUCUCCUCUUCCGCCCAGCUUGAAAGAUCAAGCCUUCGUAGGUAAUACAACAGACGGGAACAGCGCCCCCUUCGCCGGCGAAGAAACACCCUUCUUCAUAACCCUGCUGUCAACCACCCAGCCAAAGUCCCAGCUCUCCCGCAGAGACAGCAAUACAACCCACGGCGCUGACGAUGAUAAUAAAAACGACGAUAAUGAAAACGAUGAUAAGAAAGAAGAUGACACCAACCCCUUCCCAGACAUCGACACCCUCAUCCCCUCCCCCUCCACAGACCCAGACGGCACAGCCGCAUCCGCAACCCUCUACCCCCUCCCAUCCUCCCAGCCCAUCCGCCUCUACAACCGCGGCCAAGACACAGAACACUACGGCUUCUACACCUACUUCGACCGCUCCAUCUUCCUCGACUCGAUCGCCGUCCUCACGGGUUCCAAAAACGACACCGACAGCGACUCCCCAGGCGGACCCAGCAAAGCCGACGCGCGCGUCCGCUGCACCUGGUCCCAAACCCGCUUCCUCGUCCAGAUCUGGACCAAGCCCAGCAAAGGCCAUCUUCUCGACCGCAGCCCUUCCCCAUCAUCCUCCGCAAGACCAUCCACAACCACCAGCCACACAUCCCCAUCCUCAUCCUCCUCAGCAACGGACUUCUCCCGCCCCGGCUCCUUCCCCUACCCGGUGACCAUAACACUCGACAGACACGGCGGCAACGCCGCGAGCAAAAUGGUCUACUGCUACGGGAUGGAGACGGCGCAGCAUGUUAACGCCACGGAGAAGAAGCUGCAGAUUGAGGAUCGCGCGUUUGGGGGGGAGCUGGUGAAUCCUGCGCCGGGGAUAUUUAAUCUGAAUUCGACUGCUGCAAAGGGGAAGGAUGGGGCGAAAGGGAAGGGGGAGGAUUUGUUGAAGGGCUUCUGGUCCUAA
Messenger RNA from Aspergillus campestris IBT 28561, 3753 nucleotides. RefSeq lists its product as uncharacterized. NCBI's taxonomy places the organism in Eukaryota, Fungi, Ascomycota, Eurotiomycetes, Eurotiales, Aspergillaceae. The transcript has 2 exons. Bases 1 to 3753 code for a protein of 1250 amino acids. The record is from RefSeq and is a predicted model, not a curated record.